UUCAGUGGCUGGAAAAGAGGACAUCUUUAGACUUUACGAUUCUAAUGAACCCCUCCAGGGCUUUGUAUUUGUACUAUAUACCUAGGUACUAACAAGACCGAGUGAUCAAUGUCUGAAAGCUUGAGACAGCAGUUUAGCGUCCAUUGGCAGACUAGCACGGCCGACAACAACCUGACACUUCACGGGUUCCGCCGCUUCAAAACCACCCACUUGCUGAAUCUCCGCUUCUUGGAGGCCGAGAUCGCGGAGCUGGACCAUGUCAUCUACCAGGCCGGGCUCAGCUUGGACAUAGAGCCUUCCGCGGCCGAUAGACUCGGGCUGAAGCACAGCAAAAAGGACAAAGACACGCCUGAUGUCGACGAGGUUAUUACACGGGACCUCGUGCUCAAGCUGCGAGGCUUGCUCCAGCAGUAUGACGAAGCAUUGAUUGCCUUCAACCACGUCAUGUCCAUGGACACGUUCUCGCUGAUCGACGACGAGAAGCAGUCGAGCCUGCGGAGCGAGCUGACGCUGUACGAGAUCUACAAGACGCGGCUGCUGCGCGUGGACCAGGCGCCGCGCCUGCGGCAGGACAACUUCCAGCGCUGGAUCCACAAGGGCCUGCGCGCGCUCCGGUACUGGCGCCUCAACAAGCGGUCCCAGGGCGACGGCGACAAGGAGCGCCUCGGCUCGCCCAACGCGAAGGGCGAGUGGUCGUACCAGAGCACGACGCUCAUCUCGGAUGUGAUUAGUCGGCUGGUGAUGGCCACGGUCACGGCGGCUUUUAUCGUGGUGCCCCUGGUCUUGCUGUCGGGCGAGGCGAACAAGGGGGUUCAGCUUGCGGUCAUCUCGGCGUGUAUUGUGGUCUUCUCGUUUAUUGUUACGGUGCUGCUCAGGGCUUCGAAUCUGGAGAUGAUGGUGGUUUCGGCGGCGUACGCGGCGAUCUUGGCUGUGUUUGUUUCCAAUGCGCCGAAUGCGCCGUCGGCGGUAUCAUCGCAACCGUAGCCAUGGCCAUAAGCUGGCACCUGGUGGGUCACGUGGGUACCCUAGGUCAACACACUUGCGUCCUGAUCUACUAACCUAGAACGAUCUAACUUAUAUAUAGAUACUGGUUUUAGAGCCUCACUAUUAGGGUGUUUGAAUCGGUAUAAGUUUAGAGUAUGACUGGUUCAUUUCCUUCAAUUUGUAUUGUUAAACAUUGAAUGUUUGACGUGUUGAAAUGUCAUGUACUUACCUUAGGCAUGUGUGGUAUCAAUGAUAGUAUGUAGUAUCAAAGCCCUGGAGGUGCUACGUACAAAGCUCGACAGGUACUAGCCUAUAAAAUGGGUA
Hypoxylon fragiforme is the source of this 1308-nucleotide messenger RNA. RefSeq lists its product as uncharacterized. NCBI's taxonomy places the organism in Eukaryota, Fungi, Ascomycota, Sordariomycetes, Xylariales, Hypoxylaceae. The record is from RefSeq and is a predicted model, not a curated record. The transcript has 3 exons. Bases 109 to 984 code for a protein of 291 amino acids.